CAUACACUCAUCAAAAUGUCAUCAAAAGAAGAAAAGAAAGCCGAAAAGGCCGUCAAGAGCGCUCAUAAGAAAGAGAAAAAGCGUAAAGCCAUUGAGGCUUUAGAAAAUGGAGAGGUACAAGGAGAUCCUACUUCUCCUUCCGCUGAAAAACAAAGAAGAGCUGAAAAGAAAGCAGCCAAAGCAGAAGCUGAAGCUGAUGCUUCAACUGAUAAAGCAUCGGAGAAAGCUGCCAAAAAGGCAAGAAAGGAGGCAAAGAAAGCUAAAGCUGUCUCAGAAUCUGCUCCUGUGGAAGCAGAUGUCACAAGCACACCGAUUGCAAGCACAAGCAAAAGCACCAAUGCCGCUGCAGCUCGUGCUUACAUGGAAACAAAUAAUGUCACAAUUGAGGCACCGGAAGAAUCAAACGAAAAACCACCUUUGCCAAUGCUUUCGUUCGACGAAUUGAAAGGAAGGAUUGAUGAUAGAUUAAAGAAAGAGUUGGACAGUAACAAAUUCACAAAACCUACACCCAUUCAAGCUUGCUGCUGGAGUGUUUUGCUUGCAAACAAGGAUGUCGUUGGUAUCGCCGAAACAGGCUCUGGAAAAACAAUGGCAUUCGGUUUACCUGCUAUGCAACAUAUCCUUCAAUUACCCGCAUCUGAAAAUGGUCAACAGAAAAAGGGAAAAGGAAAGUACGGCAAAGGUGGACAAAACGUAUCUGUCUUAGUCAUUGCCCCUACACGUGAGUUAGCCAUUCAAACUCAAGUCACGAUGGAAAAGUUGGCAGCUUCAAUAGAUUGCGCUUCUAUAUGCUUGUACGGAGGUGUAUCUAAACCUGAUCAGAUCAGACAGUUACAAGCAUCGCCAAAAACAAUCAGAGCGGUUGUAGGAACACCCGGUCGUGUUUUGGAUCUUGCAAGGGAAGGAAGUCUAGACUUGAGCAAUGUCACAUACGCAGUUUUGGAUGAAGCAGAUCGAAUGCUUGAUGUUGGUUUUGAACCUGAUAUUCGUGCAAUUUUGGGAAUGACACGCAACAAAGAUGAAGGUAGACAUACAAGCAUGUUUUCAGCUACAUGGCCAAUGGACUUGCGUGGAUUGGCGGAAACAUUCAUGCGUGAACCAAUGAGAGUGACGAUCGGAAGUGAUGAAUUAUCAGCAAACCAUCGGGUUGAACAAUCAGUUGAAGUGUUGGAAGAUUCAAGAGCCAAACAAGGACGUUUGGAAACUUUCUUACGCAAUAUUGGAGCAGGUCCAAGAGGUCGUUCACCAAAAGAUAAGGUGAUCAUCUUUGCCUUGUACAAAAAAGAAGCACAACGUGUUGAAGAUACACUGAAACGUAAAGGAUACAAUGUUGCCGGUAUUCAUGGAGAUUUAAGUCAACAACAAAGAAUUGCAAGUUUGGAUGCUUUCAAAUCCGGUGAAGCACCUCUUUUGGUGGCUACUGAUGUAGCUGCAAGAGGUAUCGAUGUACCUUUGGUGGAAUAUGUGGUAAACUACACAUUCCCUUUAACAAUUGAAGAUUACGUUCACAGAAUCGGUAGAACAGGUCGAGCAGGCAGAACGGGAAAAAGUAUCACCUUUUUCACUUCCGAAGACAAAUCUCAUGCAGGUGAAUUGAUCAGAAUCUUGAAAGAUUCAAAUCAACCUGUACCCAAGGAAAUGUUGCAAUUCCCGACAACCAUCAAGCGUAAAGAACAUGGAGCAUACGGUGCACAUUUCAGAGAAUUGGUGCCCGGUAAAGCCAAGAAGAUCACUUUUGAUGACUAA
Molecule: messenger RNA, 1746 nt
Organism: Meira miltonrushii
Lineage: Eukaryota; Fungi; Basidiomycota; Exobasidiomycetes; Exobasidiales; Brachybasidiaceae
Product: P-loop containing nucleoside triphosphate hydrolase protein
Exons: 2
Coding region: 16-1746 (576 amino acids)
Biological process (GO): rRNA processing
Cellular component (GO): nucleolus
Molecular function (GO): ATP binding; RNA binding; RNA helicase activity
Source: RefSeq, a predicted model, not a curated record